AUGUCUAGUGCUAGUGUAUUGAGAUCCAGGCACGGUGGAGAAAUUGAGGGGAGUACCCCGCUACGCUCUCGCCGUGGAGAUCUUCAAUUCUCCGAUGUCAAUGCGACCCCUACUCGCCGUAGGCUCCUAUAUGUGGACGAACAAGGGAUGCCUGUCCGCUCAGGGGCUGGCGGUGGUGAUGUAGUUCAUCCACUAUCUGAUGCAGCGACCUAUAGCGGUGGACCGACAUCUGAUUUACCCGAUGGACCUCGUCGUCUUAUCUGGGGUACCAACGUCUCCGUUGAAGAGUCUACCCAAGCGUUCAACAAGUUUCUCCGUGAGUUUAAGCGGCGGUAUAGGAUGCGUAUGGAUGGGGAGUUUGUUGCCCCUGGAGAAGGCGAUGAAUUGGUUUAUGUGGAGAUGUUGAAGCAGUUGAGAGAGUUAGGAACUUCAAACAUGAAUUUGGAUGUUCAGAACUUGAAGAGUUUCCCUCCCACUAAGCGAUUCUAUCACCAAUUGCAUGCGUACCCACAGGAAAUAAUUCCUAUUAUGGAUACUUGUGUUAAGGAUACAAUGUUGGAAAUGCUAGAGGGGGCGGGUGCUAGUCGCGCAGAAUACGACGCUUGCCUGGAGAGAAUUUAUAAGGCCAGGCCCUUUAAUUUGGAGAAGACUGUCAAUAUGAGGGAUCUCAACCCUGCUGAUAUCGACAAGGUUAUCAGUAUUAAGGGACUUGUCAUUCGCGUGACUUCAAUUAUCCCAGACAUGAAUAAGGCCUUCUUCCGCUGUCAUGUCUGUGGCCAUACUGUUACUGUGGAGAUUGACAGAGGGAAAAUCGCUGAGCCUACUGUGUGCCCCCGCGAAGUUUGCAAGACACCAAAUUCCAUGCAAAUUAUCCACAACCGUUCCGACUUUUCCGAUAAGCAGGUUAUCAAACUCCAAGAGACCCCCGAUUCUGUUCCUGAUGGCCAAACACCCCACUCAGUCUCACUUUGCUGCUAUGACGAACUUUGCGAUGUAGCAAAGGCUGGUGACCGUGUCGAAGUUACCGGUAUCUUUAGAUCCGUCCCGAAAGUGGAUAAACGCAGGAUGGUCAGGAAGUUGACCGAUGAGGAAGUUGAAAAGAUCAAGGCUAUCGCGGCUCGCUAUGAUGUCUACGAGCUACUUUCUAGAUCUUUGGCACCUAGUAUUUGGGAAAUGGAGGAUGUGAAGAAGGGAGUUCUACUUCAGCUAUUCGGAGGAGCGAACAAAACGUUUGAAAGGGGUGGCGCGCCAAGAUAUAGAGGCGACAUUAACAUCUUACUUUGCGGUGAUCCUUCUACCUCAAAAUCUCAGCUGCUACAGUACGUUCACAAGAUUGCCCCGAGGGGUGUCUACACUUCUGGAAAGGGAUCUUCUGCGGUUGGUUUGACGGCGUAUGUUACCCGCGAUCCCGAGACUCGCCAAUUGGUUCUUGAAUCUGGAGCACUGGUUUUGUCUGAUGGAGGUGUCUGCUGUAUCGAUGAGUUCGAUAAAAUGAAUGAGGCUACACGCUCAGUUCUUCAUGAAGUAAUGGAACAGCAGACAGUUUCUAUUGCUAAAGCUGGUAUUAUCACCACCCUGAACGCCAGAACAAGUUUGUUGGCAUCUGCAAAUCCCAUCGGAUCCAAGUACAAUCCGAACUUGCCAGUUCCCUCCAAUAUUGACUUGCCGCCUACGCUGCUCUCCAGAUUUGACUUAGUUUAUUUGGUACUCGAUAGGGUUGAUGAGACUCAUGAUCGUAGAUUGGCGAGACAUAUGUUGGGCAUGUACCUGGAGGAUAACCCCGAGAAUGCCUCGGGCAAUCUUGAAAUUGUCCCCAUUGAGCAACUCACAGCCUACAUCUCCUACGCCCGUCAAAAUAUCCACCCUAAACUCACCGAAGAAGCCGGUGAAGAGCUCGUGAGAGCCUAUGUCGACCUUCGCAAGCUCGGCGAGGACGUCCGUGCAGCGGAGCGUCGUAUCACCGCCACAACCCGUCAGCUGGAGUCCAUGAUCCGUCUCUCGGAAGCACACGCAAAGAUGCGCCUAAGCGAGGAAGUAACCAUCGAUGACGUCCACGAAGCUGUCCGCCUCAUCCGUUCCGCCAUCAAGGAAUCUGCUACCGACCCCGUUACCGGCAGGAUAGACAUGGAUCUUCUCGGUGGCAUCAGCAAUUCAGAGAGGCGCAGGAAGGGCGACAUGAAGAACGCUAUCAUCGGCCUCCUUGAUGGGAUGGCGAAGGGUGCUGGCGGGGCUAGGUACAAUGAUGUCCUUAAGCGCUUGCAGGAGCAGAGCACUGGUAUCACCGUUGCCUCAGGGGAAUUUGCGGAUGCUUGUAGAACUCUGGAGGCGGAGGGGUUGAUCAGGGUUAGUGGAGAGGGGGCUAGGAGGGCUAUUAGAAAGAUUUCGAGCUUUUAGAUGGAUGGGCUUGAGGUCUUGAAUCGAUACAACAUAUCUUGAGGGAGAAAAAAAGGACCAAUGGAUUGCUGAGGGAGGUUAUAACUGAGCGUGUAUUUUGUACAUGGUUUGAAAUGAUAUCUAGUUUGUGAGGA
Messenger RNA from Tuber melanosporum (Perigord truffle), 2528 nucleotides. RefSeq lists its product as uncharacterized. Lineage: Eukaryota; Fungi; Ascomycota; Pezizomycetes; Pezizales; Tuberaceae. The transcript has 7 exons. Gene Ontology annotation, molecular function: single-stranded DNA binding; single-stranded DNA helicase activity; ATP binding. Gene Ontology annotation, biological process: mitotic DNA replication initiation; double-strand break repair via break-induced replication; DNA strand elongation involved in DNA replication. The coding region runs from base 1 to 2394 and encodes 797 amino acids. The record is from RefSeq and is a predicted model, not a curated record. Gene Ontology annotation, cellular component: nucleus; MCM complex.